Messenger RNA from Penicillium diatomitis, 786 nucleotides. Its product is annotated as sterol desaturase family protein. The record is from RefSeq and is a predicted model, not a curated record. The transcript has a single exon. Gene Ontology annotation, molecular function: iron ion binding; C-4 methylsterol oxidase activity. Gene Ontology annotation, biological process: ergosterol biosynthetic process. The coding region runs from base 1 to 786 and encodes 261 amino acids. NCBI's taxonomy places the organism in Eukaryota, Fungi, Ascomycota, Eurotiomycetes, Eurotiales, Aspergillaceae.
AUGGAAGCCGUUAAAGAAUAUGGCAGGCCAUUCCUCGGGCCACUGACAGCCUUUUGGGCGGAGACGGUGGCCACAUACUCUGCGCAGCGCAUCGAGUUCGUAGGCACGUUCAUGAUUCAGAUCCUGUUUUUCUGGCUGCCAUCCAUGCUGUAUCUUUCCUUGGACGUUCUUGCACCUCGCUUCAGUCAGCACCACAAGAUUCAACCAGCUCCAAAACAGCCCACCCGCAGCGACAUCGUGCGUUGUUUCAGUGUGGUGACCCAGAAUCAGAUCCUCUCGUCAGCUCUGCAUCUGGCUCUUAUAUAUCUUAGCAAACGAUCGGGAUCAGGGACAUCCUAUCGAGUCACCACCGCCUUACCAACAAUCACUGAAUUUAUCCGUGAUAUCGCCAUCAGCCUCGUCCUACGCGAGGCCCUCUUCUACUAUAGCCACCGACUGCUCCAUGUCCCAUUUCUCUACCGACGAAUCCACAAGAAACAUCACAAGUUCACCGCCCCUAUUGCGCUAGCAGCUCAGUUUGCGCAUCCCGUCGAGCAGAUCUUUGCCAACGCGCUCCCGAUCUCGCUUCCUCCCCAGCUAUUGUACAGCCAUAUCUUGACCUUCUGGGCGUAUCUCGCCUGGGAACUCUUCAAUACAGCCACCGUUCAUAGUGGAUAUGAUUUCUUCCACAAUAAGGCAAGGAUGCAUGAUCUGCAUCAUGAGAAUUUCAAUCUGAAUUAUGGCUCGAUUGGGCUUUUUGAUUGGCUUCAUGGGACCGAUACUUUAGGUAAGACCCAUCGUGAGUGA